Molecule: messenger RNA, 3045 nt
Organism: Paramecium pentaurelia
Lineage: Eukaryota; Ciliophora; Oligohymenophorea; Peniculida; Parameciidae
Source: the annotation of a GenBank genome assembly
AUGUAAAAAUCAGGUUAACCUUACAUUGACAAUUCAUUAUCGAAAAAAGAUGCUCCUGUUUAAUAUGAACCAUAAUCUAAAUUUACUCCUUUAUAAUUAAUACCACCAAUAAAUGAUAAUUUUAAACAUUUAAAAAGCAUGAAAUCAUCUAGAUCAUAGAAUAACAGUAAAAUCAAAGUCAAGAAGGUUAAAUAAAAAUUUCCAUCUUUAAUGGAAUUUGAUGAAAUGCAGACUUAAGAUGAUGAACUUGAAUUUAAUGCAUACAAUAUAAAACCAUUUGAUUCAGUAGCUCCUCAAACUUUCAGGAAUAUCUAUAAGAAAAUUGACACUAUUUUAUAAAAAAAGACUCUCUAUCAGAACUAAAAAAUGUCUCUUUUUAGCAGUGUAGCAGAAUCUUCAAAAAUAGAAGUAAUUAAUUGAUUUAAUAAGUAUUUUAAUAGAAAUUAAUGCCAAGAACUCUUGGAUUGAUUCGUCCAAAUACAAACAACAAUAAAAUACUUGAUGCAUCCAAUUUUUGUAUGGGAGAUAAAUAUGCAAAAGUAUUAUGUUCAGGAGUAAAAUUAACUCUAGAUUAUUAUGAAUAAUUGAAUUUAAAAAAUAAUAAUCUUACCAGCAGAUCCAGUGAAUGUCUUAAUUAAUUAAUACCUACAAAAUUAAAGGGUCUUAAUUUAUAAGGAAAUAGUUUAGGUUAAGGAGGAUAAGAAUUUGUAAAAGCUCUAAACACAAGAUAUGGUCAAUUACAGUAUCUAAAUUUAGAGAAUAAUAAGUUUAAUGAUGAUGGUUGUCGAUAAUUAUUUAAAAUGUUGUAAGAAAAUACUAUCAUGUAGAAACUCAAUCUCUCACAUAAUUUAAUUACUGAUAAAUCUAUGCCAGAAUUUAAUAUGUUAUUAUAAAAGAAUGCUACUCUUAGUGAAAUUUAUUUACAUUGGAAUCGAAUUCAUUAAAUUGGAGGUAUAUUAUUAUAAAUAAUGAUUGAGGCUAAUAUAUUAUAGCAGCACUUUUUAUUAAUUACAAUGUCAAAGUCUUAGAUUUAUCAUUCAAUUCUCUUGGUAUCAGAUAUAAAGAUGAUGCUCAAUCUCCAUAAAAGAAUAGAUAACCUUAUCAAACUUGGCCAGAUUAUUUCUCUUCCAAGAAUUGUAAUCUUAUACAUUUAGAUCUCUCUAAUAAUCAAUUUAAUUAAUCUUAAUCAGAAGCUAUUGCUAAAGCACUUGAAGAUAAUCAUAAUAUAUUUGGAUUUCAUUUUUCAGGCAAUAUUCAUAGUUCUAUUGAUCAUCUAGGUUUUUUAAAUAUUACCAAAUCAACAGUUGAAUAAAAAGAUGUUAUCUUAAAAAAAAAUGAAGAAUAUUAAUCUGAAAUUAUUGGAGCACUUCAAAUACCUAGAAUAGAUGGUUUAAAAUAAAUAUAGAGAUAAUCUUAAUUCUAUAAUGAAGUUUGUUGGAUAUGUGAUGGAUGGGUUGAAUGUACAUUUCUCUGGUAACCUAAUCAUUUGGAUAUUAAAAGAGAACCAUUAUUCAUUCAUUUGAGUCAUGAAAGAUAUGCUCCCAUUAAAUUAGAACUAAUGGAUGAUGAAUAAAGAGAAAGAUCCCCAAUGUCUCGAAAAUCUAAUUCUUAUAAAAUAUGGUAUGUAUAAAGAAUGGUACCAUCAAAAUAGCCAAUUCGUUUCUUCUUUUCAAGUCCAUUAUUAAAAUAAGCUUAAGUAAGCAGUUCAUAUGACAUUGUUGAUUGGCCUAAGUCUGAAUAAAAUAAGAAAGUUUUAUUUUAUAUGAUUAAUGAGAAACCCUUAACUUUUCGAAGACCUAGAUAAUGCAAUUAAAUAAUUCUACCUUCAAAAUAAUAAUUUGAUGAAUUACAUUAUGAACCUAGUGUACAUUGUAAACCAAGAAUAAAAGACUAUGGUGGAAUAUUAGAUCUUAUUAUUGAUGAUACAAUUGAUGAAAAUAUUGAUUAAACUGAUAAUUUCUUUAAAGAAUGUCAUAGAGAUUCAGAUUAAGAAUUCUCAGAUUGUUUUGAAUGGGAUUGGAAUAAUUCUCAAUUAACCAAAUUAAUAAAAGAAUAAGAUCAACUUAUUUAAGUUAAAUAAUAUUUACAUAGAAUAUAUAGAGAUUUAGUAUCUGCUUAUAGACAUUAUAGUGCUUAUUCACCUAGUGGUGAUAUUUGGAGCAUUUCCUUAAAUGUUUUUACUGAUAUUUUUUAAUCUUCUUUCGUUGAUAAUAAAUCAUACCUUCUUAAAGAUUUGGAUAUAUCAUUUAGAUAAACAACAUCCAAAUAUAUUAAUUAAACUAGAACAUCUACUUCUCAUGCAUUAUUAAGACAUCAAUUUAUUGAAAUAUUAGUUAGAAUGUCAAUGGAUAAAUAUUGUAAAUAACCUAUUUUGAUGACUCCAUUAGAAGCUUUAUAAAGGGUUUAUGAAGUGGAUGGAUUAUAGAAGAAAAUAGAGAGUGUUCAAGAAUCAUAAACUUGGAGAGAUGUAUACUAUUGGAGUAUGGAAUGUAAUAGAGUGAUCUAAAAUAAUUAAUCAGUUUUAAGAUAGUUGUAUCAAGAAUGUGUUUAGAUGAGAUAAUUAAACUAUUUCACAAAUAAGAUAUUUGCAUCUCCUUAAUCCUUUAAAGAAUUAUUUAAUAGAGCUGGAUUAAUAAAUGAUGUAAAUGCCGAGAGAAAUGUAUUGAUUGCAUUUGCAUUAAGUGUACCUCUUGUAUUAGAUGAAAUCAAUUAAGAUAGAUAGAUUUAAAUGAGUUAUCAAGAAUUCGUUGAAGCAUUAGCUCGAGUGGCUGAAAAAUAUGGAUAGAAUAAAGCAGUGAUUAGUUCAGAAUAAUUAGCAUUGAAAUUAUAACAUAUUAUAGGUUAAUUAUAAGAGUAUUAUCAAAUUGUAGAUGAAAAUAAAGUAUAAUCUAAUUAAAUCAUAAUAUUUAGAUAAUCAUUCCAUAGAUGAGACAAUCCAAAAAGUAAACCAAUUUCCUCUAAGAAAAUGUUACUAAAUUAUUAUAUGAGAUAGAUGGUUCACCUAUUAAUGCUCCAUAAAUCUAUGAAUAUGAUUUUGUAGAAUGA